Messenger RNA from Belonocnema kinseyi, 3324 nucleotides. RefSeq names its product hyaluronan mediated motility receptor-like. The record is from RefSeq and is a predicted model, not a curated record. The coding region runs from base 139 to 3324 and encodes 1061 amino acids. The transcript has 15 exons. Gene Ontology annotation, molecular function: hyaluronic acid binding. Lineage: Eukaryota; Metazoa; Arthropoda; Insecta; Hymenoptera; Cynipidae.
GGUUUAAGGGGUGUUUUUUCGUUUCGGGAAUGUUAAGUGAUCAGUGUUGUUUCGAAAUUGUUUAAUUUUACGAGUGUGUGAUUAUUGUUAAUCGUUUAUCGACUGUUCCUUUUUACGUUUCAAUUUUUUAUUUGAAAAAUGUCCUUCUCCAAGGCGAGAAUCCAACGUUUCAACGAACUUGGAAGCGAGGCACCAGCACCUGGGGCCUACGAUCCGAAAUUCGACAAGAAAGUCAAGGGACUCGCUAUCGAGAAAACUGAGAGGUUUCAGGACACAAAGAGUGUAACAUCGAGUGGAGGUGCAGAAUGUACGUCAGUGUCGAGCAAGGGGGCUGGAAGUACCUCUGGCCAAUCCGGCUGUGCCCGAAAAUUCAAAACGCCCCCAGUGCCAAGAAAGCGGGUAAUAGUAAAACCCACAACAAUGUCCUGUCCAAGGGCCAAGACGAAGCCACUAAUUGUUUCAAUGGAUCCCAAAUCCCAGUACGAUUUGGAAACCGAGUUGGCAGAUUUGAGGGUAGAAUGUUUAAACAAGUCGAGGACAAUAUUGGAACAAGAAAAACACAUUGAGGAAAUGAAAGGGGAAAUAUCUUUGAUAACAAAAAGACUCAAUGAACUAAAUACAAAAUGUAGUGCUGAUGAGGAGCAGCACAAAAAAGACAUCGAGUCUAUGGCAACACUGCAGCAGGAAGUCUUGGAUAGUCAAAAAAUAAAACACAACGUCGAACUUGAGUUUCUUCGGACUCAAUUAGUAGAGUUGGCGAAUUUCAAGAAGGAAGAAAUUCUCGAACUGGACAGAAGAGAGCACGAAUUGGAAGAAGAGAUUUUCAGACUUCGAAGACAGGAAGUGGAAUUAAAUCAGAGAAUCGAGACGUUGGAAGGUAAUUUAUUGAAUGCGCAGGGAGUCGAGGAAUUGGCGAUGAAUUUGAAGAAAGCAGAGGAGAGGUUAAAUGAACUUUCGACAGAAAUGUUCGAAAUAAUCGACGGCAAGGAUCGAGAUUUGGAAAAUUUGAUGGAAGCGAGAACUUUUGUCGAGGAAGAAUUGAGGCUCGUUCGAGAAGAGUAUCAAAAAAGUCAGGAAAAAGUGAACACGCUGCAGAGUAAUUUGGAUAACCUCCCGAAAAGUCUAGAGUCGAGUUUAGCUGUAUCAAAAAGUAAAAUAAUAUCCGAGAUAGUUCACUUUCUCCAAGAUUCUCUCAACCCGUCGAAUUCAGAAGAAGAAAUUUCGGGUUUUAUUUCCGAAAAUGGGGAAGUGGGAGAAACGAUAAAGAAAAUAAUAGAAGACUUCAAGACUUUGAAAAAUCGGGAAGUGGAGGAUUUGAGAAAUAAAUUUGAGGACCUGGAGAAGGAAAAUCAGUCUGAAAAGUCGUUGAGGAUGGAGCUGGAGAUCAAAGCAAAUGAGUGUGGGGCAACGAUCGAUUUUUUGACUGAGGAGUUGAGAGACGUUCAAAGGCUUUAUCAAGAUGUUUCUCUUGAGUUGGAAAAAGCUAAGGCAAAAUUGAAAAGUGCGGACGAGAGACUUGCGCAGGCUGAGGAAGCUCACAAAGCUGAUCUCGAUGCCCUGUCGAAACUUGAUGAGAAUGAGCAGUCCAAACUGAAGAGCCUGAUGGAGGAAGCCAGACUGGAGUACCUUCAACAGCUAGAAAAUAUGUCAGAGGCGAGGAAUCAAGAAUUGGAGGAGAUGAAAGAAGCCACUGAAAAGAUGAUCGAGGAGGAAAAGAGUCGAAUAAAAGAACAUGCAGACAAGCUUGUGCAGAAUGCGGAAGCUGUCACGCGGGAGACUUUGGCUGCUUGUCGUGCUGAAAGUGAAGAAAGAGUGAAGAGAGUGAUUGCGGAAACUGACGCGAAAGUGAAUAGUAUAGUGCGGGAUGUGGAAAAAACAGCGGAAGAAGAAAUGCGUUUAGCUAGUGAGAGAUUUACAACUUCUUCAAAACGUCUGGAAGCUGAUAAAGCUUCUUUAGAAGAAAAAUUGAUCGAUAAGGAUUUUGAAAUUACUGAACUAAGAACUGCCCUUGAUGAAUUGAAAAGAACUGCCGAAACGCAGGAAAGCUUUAGUCAGAGCUUGCAAGCAGAAUUGGAUCGUGCAGAAACUGACUUGGCUGAAAAGAAGGAGGAACUGAGAAAUUUGAAAGAUCAUAUUAGAAGUGAAGCUGCGGAAAUGGUUGCGAGAAGACGAAGGUUUGAAGUCGUUAUGUCGGAAAAUCAAGCUUCCGUCUGCGCUCUGACAAAUCGCAUCUCCGAGAGCGACGCGGAAGUGAAGAGACUUCAGAGAGAACUCGAGAAUAGCGAAUCUGCUCUGCGUGAGCAUCGCGAGUUGUUGAGCACUGUGCAAAGCAAUUCGAAACUCCUUCAGGAACAGGUGCACACCAUUGCGGACCAAUUGAAGCUCAAGGAGAGUCUCGUCGACCAAAUCGAGGAGAACUGCAAAACCGAAAUUCAGUCCAUUAAGGUGGCCUUGGAAUCCAAAAUUGAAUCUGUUAUGGAAGAUACUGCAGUACAAGUCUCCAAACUUGAGCAAGAUUGUUUAAAUAAAUCCAAAAUCAAUUCUGAGUUGAAGCAGUUGCUGGACGAAAUGGCGCUGAAAUGGAAUCAAGUGCAAAGCACGCUCUUAAAACUCGAGGAAGAAAGUGAUGAGCAGUUGACGGAAAUUGUAAAUUUACAAAACACAAAUGAAAAACUGAAGGUGGAUUUAAAAAAGCAGACAGCCCUCGCGAACGAGAGCAAAGCUCGUGAAAGUGAAAUUGUUGAGGCCAAGGCACAAAUAAAAGACUUGAGUAUUAAGGUCGAAACUUUAGAAGCGAAAAAUCUCUGCUUGAAGGACGAAAUGGCUCAAACUGAGGAAGAGAUGCAAAGCUGGAAAACUGUGGAAAAUUCUUUGAUGGAAGAUGUCGAAAGGGAGAGAGCCGGUCGCGAAAAAACCGAACGUGACAUGAAAGUCCUUUCCGAAAAUUUCGAGCGUUUCAGAAGUGAGUAUGAAGAACUGACAGAGAAAUAUACAGAAGUUCUGGGUCAUCACAAUAAUAAUCAAAAAAUCAAACACAUCUCAAAAUUGAAGGACAAAAUUCUUACUCAGCAAAAGGACAAUCUUCGGUUGAAACAGGAACUCGAAUCAAAAACAAAUCUUCUCGAGCAGCUGACAAAAAAUUCGGAGAGGGUGAAUUUGGAGGAAAAAAGAAAAGUGGGAAGAGGAAAGGAAAAUAUUUCCACUUCCUAUUUUGGAAAAGCAACGCCAGUUCAAAAAGUUGGUACACUUUCAAAAAGUGCAAACACAACGCCAGCCGCAUCGCCCAAUAAAACUCUCACGCCACUGAGAAAUAGGAAUGAAUAA